AAGAAGUCGUAGUUGUCCCCAUGAAUGUCAACGACAGCCCAAAGAGGCACAUUGUAGCACUGAGUGACUGCCAUCUUGUCGGGGCAAAAUUUUCGCAAGCAACAAUCGACCGGCUAUUAAAAACCAUGGAGGGCUUUGCGAAAGAUGAAAACCUCCACACACUUGUACUUCUCGGCGACAUACUAGAGAUGUGGGCCUAUCCACACGACCGAGACGCCAUGACAGACCAAGAAUUGGUGGAGAGCUGGCAAAAUGAUAUAUCGUCUCAGAAAUUCAUCCAAAGUCUUCUGCUUUUGAUAAAAAAUGACGUUCGCGUCUACUAUGUCAUGGGCAACCACGACCACAACGUCAUGCCCUGGAUGGCAGACCAGCUCGGCUUCACCCGUGGAGACAGGUUUCAGCUGGUCAGGGGGAUCCUUGUCCUGGAGGUCAAAGUGAACGACCGACUGUACCGGGUUCGUUUCGAGCACGGUCACAAUGAAGACAUCUUCAACUCCUACGGAGGCUUGGCAGAAGAGGAUUUGAUUGGAGGAGAGCCCCUUGGAUACAUCUGUACGCGUGCGAGCAGCAAACGCGAUGGAGACCCAUUACAGAUACUGGAUAAAAAGUCUGCUGCUCUAGCGGCACUUUCCGCCCUUCUCGGACCACAGACGCUCAAACUUCUGUCUUCAAGGGACAGAAGUGAAAAGUUGAUUCGGAUUAUCUUGGAGCACAGUCUCGGGAGGAAAAUGACCGACGAUGACGUUGUUUUCCAUAAAAACAACCAGUACCUCAACCUAAGGAAGUACUCGCGAAUGCAACUGUUCAAGAGAUUUAUUGACAGGCACGGAUUGGAAAAGGCCUUUAGUAUGUACAAGGUUGGUUUCCAUGAUCGCACUGAUUUCUUCCGUACCUGUUGUGAAGACGUCGUGGUCCUCGGCCACACACACAAGUGGACAACAGGGCGGUUCGAAGGGAAGGGAGGCCGUGAGGUCCUGUACGCCAAUACUGGCGCGUGGUGCACUCGUGUCAAAGAGCCUACGUACGCCCGAAUCGUCCCGCCGACCAGCCGGGAGGACGGGUUGGUUGAAGUCGUCGUCGUGACAGCUUGAACUGUUGAAGGGAGAGAUUUGCCACAGCAAGUGUCAGUGAUCCUUCACAAAGAAGGACUCCAAAUACCACAGUACUUACAUAUCACACAUGGUGCCUCAUCAUACAUAUGGAGUUACAGAAUGCUGGUUGUGUGAUAACGUUAUAUUGUACAGGAGGGUAACAAGUUAUAUGUAAGAAAUUCGACCGAGAAGGACAGGCUAUAUACUAUCAUCGGGAGCACAUCUGGAAAACUUUUUAGAAAUUCCUUUUGGUAAGACACAUACUGUUGAUGUGACACCAUGAUGAAGAAUACCAAUUACUAAGGGGAAAAAAUCGGUUUAAUAUAAUAUACAGUUUCCACAUAUUCUGUCCUUACCUCUUGAGACAUUCAAUUGUUACCUAGAUAUUGAGGACCUUUUUUUCAAACAGACUUGUAAACAUUGAUUUAUUUGGUACAUCUACUUAGAAAAAUAGUAGUCAGCACGGAAUAAUGUGACUUGUCGCAUGUUAUACAUACAUAAAUAUGCUCUGUAAAGGACAAGUUGAUU
Messenger RNA from Branchiostoma floridae (Florida lancelet), 1619 nucleotides. RefSeq lists its product as uncharacterized. The record is from RefSeq and is a predicted model, not a curated record. Lineage: Eukaryota; Metazoa; Chordata; Leptocardii; Amphioxiformes; Branchiostomatidae. Gene Ontology annotation, cellular component: extrinsic component of plasma membrane. Gene Ontology annotation, biological process: lipid A biosynthetic process. Gene Ontology annotation, molecular function: UDP-2,3-diacylglucosamine hydrolase activity.